Molecule: messenger RNA, 1455 nt
Organism: Zophobas morio
Lineage: Eukaryota; Metazoa; Arthropoda; Insecta; Coleoptera; Tenebrionidae
Product: cytochrome P450 306a1-like
Exons: 8
Coding region: 1-1455 (484 amino acids)
Biological process (GO): xenobiotic metabolic process
Cellular component (GO): cytoplasm; intracellular membrane-bounded organelle
Molecular function (GO): oxidoreductase activity, acting on paired donors, with incorporation or reduction of molecular oxygen, reduced flavin or flavoprotein as one donor, and incorporation of one atom of oxygen; iron ion binding; heme binding
Source: RefSeq, a predicted model, not a curated record
AUGACAAUUUACAGCGUCAAACUAGGCAUGUUUAUUUUUGUGGUGAUCAUGGCCCAGGAUAGAAGGGACACCUCGAUUUCGCCGAGUGAGGCAAUUCCUUCUACGACAAAAGGAUUGCGCGGAGAGCCGCUAUUCAACUCCAGCCGUAACGAGAGGACUACCUCGCGCAACGCAUUUAUCCUCGCCCAAGACAAAAAAUGUCUUCCAGGACCAUGGAAUUUCCCUAUUAUAGGUUACUUACAUAAACUUGAUCCGCAAGCACCUUACUUGACCUUAACAAAACUUGUCCAAAAAUAUGGACCGAUUUACAGCAUCAAACUUGGCAUGGUAAAAGUUGUAGUCAUAGCUGACGUUAGAAUAAUAAAAAAAAUAUUGGCAAAAGACGAAACACUUGGAAGACCGCCUCUCUAUUUAGUUACUACUGUAUUUGAAGGCAAAGGACUUGCACAAGCUGAUCUUGAUCUAUGGAAAGACCAACGGAAAUUUGUGGCAAAUUUUUUAAGAACAAAUUUGUUCAAUCAAGCGUUUUACAAACCCGUGGAUCCUUCGGAACUUGUAUCCCAUCUUGUAAGUAGCAUCGCUAGCAAUUUACUUCUGGGCAAACCAUUUUCUUUGAACGACAAGAAAGUUGCUGAUUUAUCACGGAAUCUUAACUUUUUCAAUAAGUCAAUACUGUUCGGAACUCCAUUGAACUUACUGCCAUUUCUACGUUUCUUGCCGCCAUACAAGAAAAAAUUGACGCUGGUAAAAGAAGCUGUCCAAAGAGUUCGCGAAAUUCAAAAGAAACUGGUACAGGAAUGUGAAAAAGCGUCUUGUGUGGAUUCUCCGUCAAAUCUUGUUGAAGCUUUUCAACUACAAAUAUCCGAAGGCAAGCCUGAACACAUUUACAAUGUCGACCAGCUGCAUCACGACAGUCUGCUGCUUGGGUUGGUCCAAUACCCUGAGGUUCAGAAUAAAAUACGACAAGAACUCUCCCACGUGUUAGAAGAUAAAACGGUAGAAGUGGACGAUUUGAUCAACUUACACUACAUUAAGGCAACUAUUGCCGAAGUCGCCCGGAUUAGAAGUUUAACACCAUUGGGAAUUCCACACAGUACCUCUGAAGAAAUUUGCAUUGAGGGAUUUACGAUUCCAAAAGGUGUAAUGAUAAUGCCGUUAUUAUGGGCAAUACAUAUGGAUCCACAAUUUUAUAAAGAGCCGGAAGAAUUUCGUCCUGGAAGAUUUUUAGACAGUAAUGGACACUUUUUUAAACCGGAGUCAUUCCUUCCGUUUCAAAGCGGUAAAAGAAUGUGCAUUGGUGAAGAUAUAGCAAAAACAGCGGCAACAAUUUUCAUUGCUGGUGUUUUGCAGAAUUUUAGAGUCGAGCGUGUUGACUCUACACCAUUAGAUUUGACUGGUAUUUGUGGUGCCACACUAAUACCUAAACCGCAGAAACUGAUCUUUACAAAAAUUUAA